This is a messenger RNA of Salvelinus sp. IW2-2015, 2956 nucleotides long. Its product is annotated as cytochrome P450 1B1. The record is from RefSeq and is a predicted model, not a curated record. Gene Ontology annotation, biological process: hormone biosynthetic process; progesterone metabolic process. NCBI's taxonomy places the organism in Eukaryota, Metazoa, Chordata, Actinopteri, Salmoniformes, Salmonidae. Gene Ontology annotation, molecular function: oxidoreductase activity, acting on paired donors, with incorporation or reduction of molecular oxygen, reduced flavin or flavoprotein as one donor, and incorporation of one atom of oxygen; iron ion binding; heme binding.
AUUUGACACUUCUGUUUGUGAUAAAUCAUCUAACUCGGGGCAGCAGAAGGCUAUUCACAUGUGGAGAGUGGAAGGUCUAGAACUGCACCAAAUGACAAAUUAAGUUACUGGACGUAUAAUGGAUGACUUUCUUGUUUAUUGUGCAGGUUAUGAGGAUUUUAUUCUCCAAUAAUCCAGACUUUCAAUCACUGGAUCCGCUAUAUAAAGACGUGACGUAUAAUUACCGCGCAUCUUGCAUUUAUAUGAAAAUGUAGUCUUUACCAUCGGCAUCGACGGGACAAAGGACAGGAGCUUAUUCAUCAAAACAUCUAUUAGUAACCGACAGACUACAAUUAACAUAAGGCUGUUCUUUACUUGGAAGAAGCAACGAAUUGACUGCAAGGCUUCAUAAUGGACAUGCAAAUUAUAUUCGAGGAGAUGACCUGGCCAUCGCCACGGAGUAUAUUAUUGGCGUCUUUGACUGCUGUCUUUGCCGUGCACCUGUGGCGCAGGAUCAGGCGGAACUGCGAUGUAUACAGCCCGCCUGGACCCUUCGCUUGGCCGGUCAUUGGGAACGCAAUAGAGGUUGGCAAAACUCCUCACCUCUAUUUCUCUCGCAUGGCACGGAAAUAUGGGAACGUCUUUCGAAUCAAACUUGGCUGCCGGGACGUUGUGGUGCUGAAUGGCGACGCAAUCAGGCAGGCGCUCAUCAAAAAGGGAUUUGAUUUCGCAGGCAGACCGGACUUUACUUCUUUUCAAUACGUUUCCAAUGGCGAUGGCAUUGCUUUUGGAAAAUUCAGCGAAUGGUGGAAAGUGCACCGAAAAGUAGCCCAAUCUACUGUUCGGAUGUUUUCCAAUGGCAACAUGAACUCCAAAAAGACCUUCGAAAACCACGUUGUCUGCGAAGUUAGGGAGCUGCUCCGUCUUUUCCUGGGAAAAACGCAAGAGCACAAAUAUUUCCAGCCGAUGACAUACUUGGUGGUAUCAACAGCGAACAUAAUGACCGCCGUGUGCUUUGGAAAGAGGUAUUCCUACGACGACGCAGAGUUUGCGCAAGUUGUGGGACGAAAUGAUCAAUUCACCCAAACAGUAGGGGCUGGGAGCAUCGUUGAUGUGAUGCCUUGGCUCCAGUAUUUUCCCAACCCGAUAAAAACCAUUUUUGACAAUUUUAAAGAGCUCAACCGGGAGUUCAGUAAAUUUAUCGUUACUAAGGUUGUCGAGCAUCGAAAGACCAUUCAGCCAAGCACAAUCCGGGACAUGACAGAUGCUUUCAUCAUGGCAAUGGACCAUUCUCAGGACAGCUCGCCCGGAGUCUCACCAGGCAAAGAUUAUGUGCCACCUACUAUUGGUGAUAUUUUUGGAGCAAGCCAAGACACACUGUCUACUGCACUCCAAUGGAUCAUUCUGAUACUUGUGAGGUUUCCUCAUAUCCAGCUGCGUCUCCAAGAGGAAGUGGACAAAGUGGUCUACCGGAGCCGUCUGCCCACCAUCGAAGACCAGUCUCAGUUGCCUUACGUGAUGGCCUUUAUCUACGAGGUGAUGCGCUUCACCAGCUUUGUGCCUCUCACCAUUCCCCACAGCACCAUCACCGACACUACCAUCAUGGGCUACACCAUCCUCAAGGACACAGUGAUCUUCAUCAACCAGUGGUCCAGCAACCACGACCCGGCCAGGUGGACACAACCAGAGACCUUUGACCCCCUGCGCUUCCUGGACCAGGAUAGCUCUUUGAACAAGGACCUGGCCAGCAGUGUGCUCAUCUUCUCCUUGGGAAAGAGGCGGUGCAUCGGAGAGGAGCUGUCCAAGAUGCAGCUGUUCCUAUUUACUGCACUGCUGGCACACCAGGCKCACUUUAGUCCCGACCCGGACAAGCUGCCCACCAUUGACUACACCUAUGGGCUGACCCUGAAGCCCAAUAACUUCUCCAUAGCAGUAAAUCUACGGGACAGCAUGGACGUCUUGGAGGAGGCUAGCCAAAAGCCCUUCUAUGGGGAGACCCAGGAGGACACAGGCAACUCCAGAUCAGACUGAGAAUAUAGUUGCUAGAAGCAUUACAAAAACGGUAAAUGAAGCUUUUAAGAAGUAGAUUCAUGAACUGAAAUUCGUCCUCAUGUGCUAUCAGGUAUCAGCUACUAUAUAGUUAAAAAUGUAUUUAUGAACUGAACACUCAGGCAAAAUACCCUUCAUAUACAUCUAUAUUUCUUUGUUCUACAGGUAAUCACUCAUAUGACUAUGGCUCACAAAAAUGCWACUUUUAAAGAUGGUUUUCAAUAGGUUAUUGCACUGAUGUUUGUAUAUCUUUCACUGGAACACGUCAGAACAUAAGAAAGUGUGCAGUGUUCAUCUGAGGGCGAUGGCGUGUUCUUUUACACUUGUUUGCAACUUCAUUUGACUGUAUUUACUGGAAUAUUGACCAAUUGGAGUUGAUUCAGUCAUUUUACUUGCACCCACCACCUCAGAGAGUACUGUGUGUACCUUUUAUGGCUCAGUCUGUUCUUUCAUAGUUGUGAUGUCUUCACUAUUAUUCUACAAUGUAGAAAAUAGUACAAAUAAAGAAAAACCCUGGAAUGAGUAGGGUGUGGACAAACGUUUGARUGGUACUGUACAUUUGUUAAAUUGAAAUGGUCUUUWAAAAAAAUCUAUAUUAGAAUAGUGUUUUCUUUUUUAUUGUCUUUUUGUUCUCUUCGAGUGUGUGUUAUGUCUUCAUACGCUUGAACGUUCAAAAGGCUGCUCUGCAAAAGUUCUUCGUGUAUACCAUAUUAUUAAGAUUCUUCAUUUAAGAUACCAGUUAUCAAAUGAUUUAUUCUCCAUGUUGUGUUGAAUACAGAACAUAAUCAUUGUGUUACUGCAACUGUGAUGUUGCUCUUGUGAGAGUAUUUUACGAUAUCUAUCUGAACUGAUGACAUUGAGUUGAUGAGUAAAGGUAAUAUGUGUGAUAUUAUACAGUAAUACUAAAUUAAAGGACAUUUUAUUCUUG